Messenger RNA from Xyrichtys novacula (pearly razorfish), 6200 nucleotides. Lineage: Eukaryota; Metazoa; Chordata; Actinopteri; Labriformes; Labridae. The record is from the annotation of a GenBank genome assembly.
GUUUUUCAGUACACGGUGUCAAACACGGAGGAAACAGGAACAUACAGAGCGGCUUGGAAGCACAAAUCACUGCUGUUGAGUACAGGAGGGGAGCAGGGAAGGAGUUGCUCCAGAACGGCAGCCGGGAUUCCUUACUGCAAAGGCCGGGACUAGAACUCUGGCCGCCGGGUGGAGACGCAUUCACGACCCGGUACCUCACGAGAGUUUUUGUUUGGCCGGAGCGAGGCAGAGCAAGUGUAACGGAAAGGGUGACAGGUGGGAAGAUGGAGACCCCAGGUAAACUUUUCUUAAUGCGUGGCAGAAUGACAGACAGACUGGCACCCAGAGGGACAGACAGACAGACCGAUCGUAAUCACAUACAGAGCAUCACGCCAAACUCCCUUUAAAAAACACUGUUUCUUUUACAGUGACGAGUUGCACAUCUGAAACGAUCUUAUACUUGCGUCAUAAUUUAGUGGAGAGUAGUAAAGUACACUAUUUUAACUCUGCAGAUUACUUUUGAUCGGAGAUAUUCGAUCUGCCCUGUUAUCACCCCUUUCGAUAAGCUUACUAAAACCGUUGACCGUUAUCGACCGUUACACGAUGUUCUUCAAACGUUACGAUAUUUGAACCGGUGACUGUUUGCUCUAACUUUGAACAUGUUUUAUAACUUGAGAUGUAAGUAAGUUAAACCCAAGAAAACUACCAAAUUUCUGCUUCUAAGUCGGGCCAAGAAGUUGACAGUUUGCUCAACAAUAACAAGUUUCAACAUGCCUGCCAUAUGGAAGUAUUUUAAAGGGUAGUAGUAAAGACAACAGAAAUGUUACUGAAUGUUUAUUGAAAGUCAUUAUUGUAGCAGAACCAAAUUGUCUUUAUUUGUGUCCAUUGGGUCUAAAAAUCUUUUGUCUGGCAUUAGCAAGAUCAAAUUUUGUAUAGGGAUGCACCGAUCCGAUAUUUGAAUUGGAUAUUGGCUCUGAUAUUGGCAAAUUAACUGGGUCGGAUAUCUGAUGAAUGACACCCAUCCAGCAUUCCGAUCUAGUAUUUUUUUUCUUUUGAUAUCAUACACAGCAACACAGCGAUUCUGUUCGCUCUAUAUUCUAGGUCUGUCUAUCCUUUUGCACUAAAUGUUUACAUGGAAGUCUUACUUCUUUUUGAUGUGUGCUUAUGUGCAAUUUAUUUGUUAAUAUAUAAUACUAAGUAAAUUUAUAUCUGUGUUAAUUUGUUACCUUUAAUAGCCUAUAAAACAAGGCUAAUGUCAAGUCUAAUGCCUUCACUCACACGGCAAGGUUUACAGGUCAUUUAUUCAACAGUAGUAUUGGAUCGGUAUCAGAUAUCGGCCGAUAUGCUCAGCCCAGGUAUCGGUAUCGGAUUGGAAAAAAAUGGAUUGGUGCAUCUCUAAUUUUGUAUUCCUUAUAUUGUAAUAUCAGUGGAAAAUCUAAUAGUAAUUUUUCUUUUUUGCAGUGUGAACAAGUUUGAACGAAAGUCAUCUAGGGUAGGGCGAGCUAGCACACCUUCGAAACCAUGGUUGGGACAAUAUUGAGUUUGUCAGCCAACGGGCGCAUCAUCGCUGGCCUACUGGUCAAUCUAUUCUCCUCUAUCUGCAUUGUCUUCAUCAACAAGUGGAUAUAUGUACACUAUGGGUUUCCCAACAUGACCCUGACCCUUGUUCACUUUGUGGUCACCUGGCUGGGACUCUACAUCUGCCAAAAAAUGGACAUUUUCUCUCCAAAAAGCCUGCCAAUCAAAAGGAUUGUAUGGUUGGCUUUGAGCUUCUGUGGGUUUGUGGCCUUUACCAACCUUUCCCUGCAGAACAACUCAAUAGGAACAUAUCAGCUGGCUAAAGCCAUGACUACACCAGUCAUCAUCCUCAUCCAGACCACUUACUACAAGAAGACCUUCUCCACAAAGAUUAAGCUGACAUUGGUAGGAAAAUUUCAAGAAUUCAAAAGCUAAAUCUAACUCUUUCUUGGUGCAGACAUAGGUUGGUUUCAGGAUUCUUGUAGAAGAUUUUAAAGUUCAUGGAUUUCCGGCAAAUAAGCUUCAUUUCCCUUCUUACUGAAGACAUGUAAUAAGCUAAAAUAGGCAAUUAGAGUAUUUUAAAUCCCCACUUGUCUGUUUUUCCAGGUUCCUAUAACACUAGGCGUGAUACUGAACUCAUACUAUGAUGUGCGGUUCAACCUGUUGGGGACAGUGUUUGCAACAUUGGGUGUGCUGGUGACGUCACUUUACCAAGUGGUGAGUAAAUGCUUAAAAUAACAUAAAAUAUCUUAGAGGCGGCAGUUUGAAAUAAAUAAACUAACCCUGAUGUCUGUGUGUCUCUCAGUGGGUUGGAGCCAAACAACAUGAGCUCCAGGUGAACUCCAUGCAGCUCCUGUACUAUCAGGUAUGACUCAGCAAUUGAUCUAGCAGUACAAGGUCCACUUAAAGCUCAAUAUUGUCUGAUAUAGAGUCUUAUCAGUUUACUUUUUUUAAAUUAUUAGUGUGCUACACAGUAGAAGUAGUAGUAGUGUUGUUUUACUAUAACUUAGUCAAUUCUGGCUCUGAUGAUGAUGAUGCUGCGUAUUUCAGACCUUGACUUGAACUUUUGCCCCAUUAUUUGGUUCUGGACUUGGUCCCCUUCAUUUGGGACCUCAUCUCUGAUGUUUUGGCCUCUAUGUGGGACUGAUUCAGGACUUCUUUUCCUAGAUUUGAGACUUAAGAUUAGAAUUAAUUGUUCCAUUUUAGGACUUUUUAAUAGGAGUCAGCGUUUUUGUUUUUUUUACUUAAAAUUUCUUGGUUUUAAGUGAGAACUUGAUUGGCACUUUUUGAACUUGACUUGAGACUGUCAUAAGAUUUGUUUACUUUCAUUGGGGUACUGACUAGGGAAUUGUUGGUCUGUACUUGAAGGUCAUUUCUCAAUUCAGUUCAGUUCAUUCCAGAGUUUUAUUGCCUUGUCAGCUCAACAGUUGAUUGGAACUUCCCCCAGUGUGGUUAUCGUAAAGUACAACAACAAAAAAAACACAAGAUAGACAACCUUUGUUGUGCAAAUAAAUCAAAGAACAAUAAGCAUAGAAGUGUAGUAUGCAAUGACUAAAAUUUAAGACAUAAAAUCAAGCCUAAAACUGAAGUUUAUUUAAAAUAUCAAUUGCUGAUGGGAAAGCAUUGAGUUUGAAGGAUAAAGGACAGAUUCCAGUAUAUUUUAGACCUGAACUGGAAAUUGUUCAGUUGAAGGUGGGACCCGUUUUUAGCCUCUUUUUGCGCAUGUUCAUAAAUCACAUCAUAAAAUGACAGCAGUGAUAACACAGCGACUGUCUCGUCAGGCUCCUCUGUCUUCAGGCUUCCUGCUCUGUGUCAUUCCUGUGUUCGAGCCGCUGACUGGAGAUGGAGGAAUAUUUGGACCCUGGUCUCUGCCGGCUCUGGUCAGACUAAUGUGACACACAUUUCACUGUUAAAAUACUCACUUAACAGAUAUUUCUCAGCUAAAAGUGCUUCCUUUUACUCCUUCAAGGUGACAGUGUUGUUCUCAGGUGUGGUGGCGUUCCUGGUCAACCUGUCCAUCUACUGGAUCAUUGGAAACACCUCAGCUGUCACGUAUCCUUUGAUGCAAGUGCAAAGACCUGUUAGGGGGGGUAUUAUGGGUCUUGAGGAGUUUUAAGUUCUAUCUUAAAAGAGGUUUAAAAUUUUGUAAGAAGCUUUAUGAUAAUUAAAGACAUAUUUCAGAAUUUCUUGAGUAGGUCUUUUUGGUGAAUUGAAGUGGUGGAAAGUUUCUUUGGUGGUUUUGGUUUUCUGAAGGCGUUCUGGUUUACGAGGUUGGGUUUGAGGGCUACAGUAAAUGCGUUCUGGUCUUGCUAAAAGGGUUACAAAUUCCUCUGAUGCUUUCUGCUCUUCCUGAUGGGGUUGUUUGGAGAACAACCCCUUCCUUCUUGUGGAGGAGGAAGUUUGAGAUCUUUGAAGGUUUCAAGAGGUUUGAGGGCUCGGUGAAACACUCUCCAAUCUUACUGAAAGGUUUCAGAGUUUCUUGAGAGUUUCCAGUCUUCUCAGGAGAUUGCUAAGAUGAAUUUUUCAUGUGUUGUUGUCCUGACUCUAGUUUCCAGCUACAACAUGUUUGGUCACUUUAAAUUCUGCAUCACUCUGGUUGGAGGAUAUGUGCUCUUCCACGACCCGAUGUCACUGAACCAGGUGAGUCUUGCUGAGCUGUUCUGAUGCUCCAAACUCUUCUCCCAUUGUCAUUUCUACCAAACCUUUAACUCUCAACCUGUCUGUCUGUCUGUCUGUCUGUCUGUCCGUCUGUCUGUCUCCUCUCCCACCUUCAGGCUCUGGGGAUCUUUUGCACCCUGGCAGGAAUCUUGUCUUACACCCAUUUCAAGUUGGCCGAGCAGGAGGAGGGGAAAAGCCGCCUGGCUCAAAGACCAUAGACUGACUCUGUCGGUCAACUGCACGGACUCCUGACAUUGGCUACUGGCUGUGAUGAACUUUUUUUUAUAAAUACUUUUUAUAUUUUUAUGAGUAUUUUUGCAGGAGAGUAAAGAAUUUAUCCUGGACAGGAGUAGAGGGCAUGUAAAGUCAUCAUCUGCUCAUCACGCUCUUUUCAUGGUUUAUUACUAGCAGGACUUUUGAAGCUUUCUUAUUUGACUAUAAAUCAAACAGUACCGCCUUUUUCAAUCUCACACAGGCUGGAAGCAGGAGGGCUAAUCAAGCUUUCUUCACUUUGUUUGUGUUUAUGGACUGGGUGACCUUUGAUAUAGCUGGUGGGAGUGUUUUCCUCCCAGUUAAUCAAAAGGAGACAAAUGGUGUCGGUCAACACAGGGUGGGCAGAGUUAGAGGACUGUUCAAGGCAUGACUUUCUAAUGCGGCUGCCGUGAAAACAAAGUAAAAGUGAUAAUAUCGUUCAAAUUAUUUUUCCUGCUUUGGCAGCUCACUUGAAAAUGUUCAGUAUAAAGCCUGAUCUGCUGUGUGUUUGUAUUCUGUACUCUGAGCAGAGAUGUUGUUGAGAAAGUAGAAAGAGAGACGGGGGAAAAUCAACCAAGCUUUUUGGAUCCUGUCUCUGGAUCCUGAACAGUCCUGUCAAUGUCUACUAUCUGCUCCAAAUCUCUGACAUGCAGCUGCUUUUUAGUUAUGAAUGCUUUUUAGGUUUUAUCAGCAGGAGAGUGGCUGUGUUCAAAUUAUUCUGUUUUUGUUGUUGUUGUUGUGCUGUCCUGUAGCUAAUCUAAACACACGAAACACUUUUUUUUUUUUUUUUUUUUUUACCUCAGCACUGGUUUUGUCUUACACAUUUCAUCCUGUCCACAUAAAUGACUUCAGCAGACACCUGCCACAACAAUCAGCCAGCAUUAUCCAAACCUGAUUUCAGUGUAAUCCAAAGUGCACGACUAAAACAGAAUGAAGACGUUAUUAGUGAUAGAAAGCUGACACUUUACCGAAUACUCAGUCAGAAACAAACCUGGGCUAACAGGGUUUAUUCUGUCAUCAUUUUCAUGUUUCUGUUUUGUCAUUAUUGAAAAGUUAAAUACUCAUGGUACUGCCAUCUCAUGUUUGAUAACAUCGAAAAGCAGGGAAAAAGUCUAAGAGUCAACUCAGGCUCUGUGACUUUGUCAUCAUGGUUGAAACAGACAGAAAGCUUUUAACAGUAAAUUUAAUAAUUGCAAAAACUCAUUCUGCAAUUUCAUGAAUGCUUACAAACUUUUGUUUACUCGCAGACAGUAUGAGCGGUACAAAAUGUUGGAACAACCGAGCCUUUGAACAAAUCUGUUAUCAUAGAUCAAACAGCAGUAAAAGUUGGUCCAUGAUUUUAAUCUUUGAGGUAAUUUUAUAAGUUUUCUUAUGUGUUUUUUUAGCAUUUCAAUUUAUAGAUUCAGUCUUCUUUUACUUCCUUUAUUUAAUUUUUACUCUUAUCUGUUGCAGUUUUUGUCUGAAAUUUAAAAGAUGGAUUAUUGUCAUUUUUUUUACAAGCUCACAAAGCCUAGAUUUACUCAUUUCAACAUUUAUGUCGUUUUAUUUCAAGGAAAGAGUUUUGAAUGUUCAUGUUCAGUCUUUGUCUGGAUGCUGUAUCGAGUGAAUUUUGGGAAAUAUAACAAAUCACACUGCAGUGAUCAAUCCAUCCACAGACUUGUUAUGUAUUUAAAGGUACGAUUAAAGUCUUAAUAUGUGUCAACUCUUUCACAUCUCAAUAUUGAUCGCUUUGUAUUGCCAAUUUGUGAACAGAUUGCAACAUGAAUUAAAAACCUACAUCAUCUCUGCUGACU